Messenger RNA from Talaromyces marneffei, 2670 nucleotides. RefSeq lists its product as uncharacterized. The coding region runs from base 1 to 2670 and encodes 889 amino acids. NCBI's taxonomy places the organism in Eukaryota, Fungi, Ascomycota, Eurotiomycetes, Eurotiales, Trichocomaceae. The transcript has 10 exons. The record is from RefSeq and is a predicted model, not a curated record.
AUGGGUGCGAAGAAGUCCGCUGUGAACCGUCCAAUGAAUGCCCAGCAGCGGGACGCUGAUAUUAGCACAAAGCUACAAAUAUACGGCAUCUAUAGUGCAUUUGCCAACGGGAAACUACCAUCAAACAAGCAAUGUGAUGUCGCCUUGAACAGCGCCAUCAAGUCAAAAUGGCUCUCGUCUCCACCAAAAGAACUCUCUGAAGAUGGCCGAACUCUGGUCAAGGACCUUCGUGAUGUUAUUGACAAGACAAAGCUACUCUUCCUUACCAAGAACGAGGGCGAGCUUAUACAAGAGUUCAUCUGGGAUGCCCAACAGAUUACUGGUGAAGAAUUUCAGAGAAUUACCGGCCCUGUCAGCAAGGAGUCUGCUCGCGGAGAUGCCGAUCAGGCCGCCGAGGGUUUCAAAACCCUGGGCACGCUUUUGAUCACUAAUGGAGAAUUCCGCAAGUUGUUGAGUGAUGCUGUCACCCUCCUUCGAGAUAUUGCUGGCGACACCGCGAGCAAGGCAGCCUCCAAGCUUCGACCCGACGAGGACGCUCUUGCGCAAAUCGAUCAACCUGCCGAAGAGAAUGUCUGGCAUGACAAGCCUGACCUCAACAAGGAGUCAUUGAAAGCACAAUUCAAGGAACAGACCGACCGAUUUAAACCUGCUAGCAAGCAAGAUGUUCAAGAAGCAGCUAAUGCUGCUACUACUGCUGCAACUGGUGGUCAGCAAGAUGCUUCAGUCUCUCAGAUUGACGCACGUGCUGGUGUCAAUGCUGCCAAGGAGACCCUGCAACAGCGCGCCGAGCAGAAUGUUGCACCUGAAGACCGGGACCAAGUUCGACAGGUUACUGAACAAGCACAAGCGGUAUCUUCUGAAUAUAAUCGGCGUAUUAAGGAUUUCUUGGCCUCCAAGAUGCCCAAAGAACGUCGUGAACAGAUCGUUUGGCGUUUGAAGAAGAUGAUUGUUGAGAUCCAGGGUCACUCUGAUUACCAACAAGCCAUCGAGACUCUCUUGAGUUUGGCUGAGUCAUAUGCUGGACAUGGAAGAGAUAUCUCUUCGCAAGGAACGACCGCUACUAAAGGGUUCAUGGAUAGCAAGAAGGACAUGCUGAUGCGACUCAAGAUUUUAAUCGAGAGAUUUGCGAAUAGCACAUCGACCGAUGACUUCUUUGAUUCGCUCAACACGAUCUAUCGCGAUGCCGACCAGGACCCGCGGUUGAAGGAAUGGUUUAGGGGUGUCGACACUUACAUUCGAAAAUGCCUGCGCGAGCAAGGGUUCAUCAUGCAAGAUGAAGCUAAUGACCAGUGGAACAAGCUGUACGAUGAGGGUCGCUUCUUGCUUCGAGACCGGUACAGAAGUCACACAGAUCGUAUUGCCGAUGAAGCCAAGUUUUUGGCCACUCAAUUUGACGAAGAUCCACAGAACCGAGCUUUCCGUCAAUCUUUGGAGAGACUCUUCAAGGAUCUGGGUCAGGACCAGUAUGGAAAGCCGACGUUCAAGCCCCAUUUGAUCAAAGACAUUACCAAUGUCAUCGUUCCUGAGAUAUUUGAGAAUGCCAGCUACAUUCCUAUUCCUCGAAUUGAGGUUUCCGACCCAGCUGUUGACAUGGUUAUCGAAAACCUUAUCAUCGAGAGCGACAACUUGAUGCCCAAUGUUUUAGAAUUCGGCACUGACAACUACUGGCGGUGGGGUCGUAAGAAGAUCAGCAGCUUCGACGACCACAAGGUUAUGAUUUCUGCAUCUGGCAUCCAAGCUGAUCUCCGUGAUGUGAGCUACUAUUUCAAGAAGAAGCAAGGAUUCCCUUCCCUCACCGACAUCGGUGUCAUGGACAUUCUUCUUGGUGGUUCAGGCUUCGGCUUCAAGAUUGCUGCCUCCAAAGCACAGAAGAAUGACCACAACGCAGUUUUUAAGCUUGAUAGUGUCAAGGUCAACGUGAAGAACCUUACCAUCAAGCUGAAGAAGUCCAAGCACAAGAUGCUUUUCAGCAUCUUCCGACCCAUGCUGUUAAAUGUUGUCCGACCUGUUCUUGAGAAGGUGUUGGAGGCCCAGAUUCGUGAGGCAUUCCAAAAGGCAGACGCAUUUGCCUACCAGGUACAGACCGAGGCUCAGCGUGCCCAGGAGACCAUGCGUGAGGAUCCUGAAAAUGCAAAGAAUAUCUUCGCCCGCUACGCCGAUGCUACUCGUCACGUCAUCACUGAGAAGAAGAAGCAGGCCGAAGCUAUCGCCGAGCGCGGAACCAAGGUUCAUAUGGCAAUGACUCACCAGGAUGCCAUGUUCAAGGACAUCAAAUUGCCUGGUGGUGUCACUAACAAAGCUACUGAGUUCAAGGAGCUUUCUGCUAAGGGUGAUCGCUGGCAAUCACCAGUUUUCAACUGGGGCGGUGCUUCACCCACUAGCAACUUUCCCAAGGCUUCCGCAGUGUCUCGCAAGCCUCAUACUGCCGCUGAAAGUCAUCUGCAGGAGAAGUCAACCGAUGGUGUCAAUGGAGUCGGAGCUAGUGCAGUCAAUGGACUCCACGGAGUCUCGACGACUGGAGCCACAGCUAGGGGAUCCAGUGGCAAGGCAAUGUUGCCAACCAAUGGUGUCACCAACGGCCAGUCUGCCACCAACGGUACUUUCCAGAAGGAAGUCGAGCGUGCUUUUGACGCAAACGGCACCACUCUUCCAACCCUAGGUGGUGUUUAA